Messenger RNA from Funneliformis geosporum, 397 nucleotides. The record is from the annotation of a GenBank genome assembly. Lineage: Eukaryota; Fungi; Glomeromycota; Glomeromycetes; Glomerales; Glomeraceae.
AUGACAAAUUCUCAAAAUUCUCUCUGGAAAAUGAAGAUAAUUGAAGGCAUAAAAGAGCUUGAAGAAAAAAUUAGUAAUUAUUGGAAUAAUGAGAACCUUUCAGAAGAAGGAUUUAUGAAUGUUAUUAUUGAUUCAUCACUUUCAACGGCUUUAAAAUGGCUGAAAAAAUAUGAAGGUGCAAGUAACUAUAUAAUUCCAAAUAUUCAUUGGGCUGGAUUUCAAGAUCUGUAUUAUGUGAAAAUUAUUAGAAUAAAUAAUGUUUUACAAAUAGAUAAAAUUAUUUUAACACAAAAGUCUUUAACCAAAGAACUUAAAAAAUGGCUGGUUGAGUAUAGUAUUCUUAGUACUGAUAGACCCAGAGAAUAUAAAAAUUCUGGUGAAAAUAUUGAAAUUAUUU